AUGGCACGCCUACGCGAGCGAGUCGAGCAAGGCGCGGCGGAAUUGGGUGCCCGGGUAGCGUGGGCUCCAACAGGGCUCGGAGCGCUUGCGCUAGCGCGUUGCGAAGUUUCUGACGGUUUCCAGCGCCUGUGGCAAAAGGUCCUCGACAAGCUUCCCCUGACUGCAUUGACUGCCGUGGCGGAGCACCAAGCGACGCUCGCACGUGUUGGCUGCCGCACCCUUGGAGACGUACGCAGAUUGCCCCGGGGCGGCAUCAGUCGGCGGUUCAGCAAGGACCUGCUCCGCGCCCUAGACUUAGCCUAUGGGCUGCGGCCCGAGACUUACGCGUGGCUCACCGUCCCCGAGAGUUUUCACGCGCGGCUUGAACUGAUGUCGCGCGUCGAGAGUGCCCCCGCGCUGUUGUUUGGCGCCAGGAGGCUCCUGCUGCAGAUGUCCGGUUGGUUGCAAGCAAGACGGCUCGGUGCGACCGCAUAUACGUUCCGCUGGUGUCACGACGUCAUGCGAGCGAAAGAUGCAGGAACUGGCGGCGAGCUGGUCAUCAGGACAGCCAUCCCCACGCAGAAUGUCGAGCAUUUAGGUAAAUUGCUUGCAGAGCAUAUGGCAAGAGUCACGCUGCUAGCGCCUGCGGGUGACAUCGAGCUUUUGGCGACAGAGGUGUUUCCCAUCGUCGAGGAGAGCCGUUCCCUCCUACCGGAGGUACAUCGUCGGGGAGCAUCCACCGCACUGGCACUGGAGCGCAUGCAGGCCCGAUUUGGAAACGAGUGCAUCCGCCGACCGCAAACUUGCUCUGACCACCGCCUUGAGCACUGCCAGUCGUGGUCGCACAGCAAUGUCGAUAAGCCGACGAAGGCCCCUUCGUACACAGAGUACGACCUUCCACAGCCCACUUGGCUUUUGGCUGAGCCCCUUCGCCUAAUUGAGCGGGAUAACCGGCCACACUACCAAGGUCCACUACAGUUGCUUCUAGGCCCAGACCGAAUUGAGGGAGGUUGGUGGCACCGAGUGAAAGAGAGCGAUGAGGAAGUCACUCUUAACGUACAACGCGACUACUACCUUGCCCUCAGUCCGCAUGCCGGCCUGCUAUGGGUGUUUCAGGCACGUUUAGCCGCUGACAAGACAGCAUGGUUUCUUCACGGGCACUUUGGCUAA
Ostertagia ostertagi is the source of this 1149-nucleotide messenger RNA. NCBI's taxonomy places the organism in Eukaryota, Metazoa, Nematoda, Chromadorea, Rhabditida, Trichostrongylidae. The record is from the annotation of a GenBank genome assembly.